Messenger RNA from Trichobilharzia regenti, 3441 nucleotides. NCBI's taxonomy places the organism in Eukaryota, Metazoa, Platyhelminthes, Trematoda, Strigeidida, Schistosomatidae. The record is from the annotation of a GenBank genome assembly.
AUGGAAGCUGACCAGGACUUAAAAAGAAAUCAAAGCUUAUUAAAUACACAGAUUCGUUCUCCAUCUUCCUAUCUACUGUCAACACCAGUCACAUCCAGUACAAAUGAUUCCAUAUCUACAGAUCAGAUUGCAGCCACUACCGCCAUUUCAACGUCACCUUCAACCGUGACAUCAAACACAACUGGAAAAUCAAUGUAUACACUUGGGAAAGAAAUUGAAAUUGAAUUAGGAAGGGGUGUUUCCGAAGAAGAUACAUUAUUAGCAAGAAGUGAUAAAAAUGCCAUCGAUUUUGCAUUCGAUUACAGUAAACUAUGGUGUAAGACGUGUAAAGAUCUUGUCUUGACUUUGGAAAAACGAGCAGCUGCCGAGAAUGACUGCACGCGCGCAAUUAUGAAACAGUUCCAGAUUUUAGAAUCGAACACUAACAGCAUGAAUGGUGCACCGUUCAAGAGACAGACUAUCAAUUUAUCUCGCACAAUGACUGAUCACUGUAAGGAAAUAGAAGCCAACAAUUCGAAGAGAUGCAGAGAGUUAUUAGAAGUAUUAACUCGUCAACGUACUCUUUUCGAUAAAACAAGGAAAUUUCUUAAAGACAAGUGGAAAGGAGAUGUUAAGCGCAUGCUUGAUGCAGAAAAUAGUUUGUUCAAAACAAAAUCAGCUUAUUACCAACGUUGUCAAGCUGGGGUGAAGUUGCGUGAAGAACUAGCAUCUGCACAAAAUUUUCUCAAUGAAUUAUCAGCGUCGCUUAAUCAGACAUCAUCCAGUUCUUUCUCUGGCGCAUCACCAUCCACGUCAUCACUCACAACGACACCAACAAGUGCUUCAGGUACAUCAGGUACUGGUGGCAGUACACAUUUAUCAAACUCGAACUUAACAGUUGGAAGCAAUGCAAAUCUGGCACAAGAUUCAAAUGAACCUUCGUCGGGAGAUUCUAGUACUUUUACCGCCUCUUCUUCAUCUUCCUCUUCAAACCAAGUCGCUAAACAACGAGCAAAAGUUGAACGGCUGGAAAAACAGUUGAGCGAUAAUGAUAAGAAGGAAAUAGAACUAAUGUAUGCAUAUCGUGAAGCAGUGGAUAUUGCAAAUCAUCGACUAUGUGAAUUAGAAAAAAGUAAGGUCGAGAUUUUGUGCGAUACACGUUUGACUAUAACAAAAAGUGAUGAAGUCGUUAAAGAUUCUUUGGCUGAAUUAUGGAAUCAUUUGUUCACUAGUCGAUUGGCAAUGAUAAAACAGUACGAAACAAUUGCAAACGCCUACCAGGACUAUGUACCAUGUAGUGAUUAUCGUGCAUUGGUUGAAGCACAUGUACAAAAGGCCACUGAAUUUGUUCCAGAAAAAUAUCAUUUUGAUGGAUUUCAUGAAUCAAAACUAGAUGCUGGUCGUAUAGCGAGUCGUUUAGGCAAAGAUUCUGGUGACUCGGUUGGAGACUCAUUCUCCCAUCGUAAUCUGCUUUCUCUUCAUUCGGACUCCGAUUCUGAUACAGAAACAGUGGAUGUGGUGUCUAAUGUGGUCGGUCGAAGCAGUACGAGUACUGGAGUGGGUGGCGGUAGUGGUGUUACUGGUGCCAGUAGUAGUGCUAGUAGCGGUGGAGUUGCAGGUGGUAUUGUUUCCACAAGUAGCAAUGUUUUAUCCACUAUAGUUGAAUUUGGAUCUAAUCUUUUCCGGCCAGAUUUGAAAAAAUCUAUUCGUGGCAAGCGUUCAGUUACAGCCGGUAGUAAUCUGGCAAGUGGAGGCACAAAUACAGCUGACUCACUUGAAGCAAUAGCUGCACAAGAAGCUAAUUUAGAAAGAGAAUAUAUAGCUGCAUGCUAUCCAGUGGCUAGAUGUAUUGCAGCAAUUGAAAAACAAGCUAAUGGUUUGGCAACUCAUGGAAUCUAUCGAGUGCCAGCAUCGAAAGCAAAGGUCUCCAAUUUAAUGGAUUUACUUCAGUCAAGUCAACCGAAUAGCAGUGAACAAAUUAAUAAAGAUAUUGAUGUACUAUGCCAAGAACAUCCAUUAACGUUAGCUAGCCUGGUGAAAACACAACUAAUCGCUUUACCAGAACCGCUACUCACCUACAACCUUUAUCCGAAUUUUGUUGAACUUGGUAAGGCAUUCGAUUUAGUUGAUUCAAAUGUAUCCGACGAACUAAUGAAGCGAUUACAAUUAUUAAUUAAUCAUUUAAGUCCAGGAAAUCGUCAGCUAGCUGGAUUGAUUUUUCACCAUUUACAUAGGGUUGCUGAAUGCCAAACUGAAAAUCAAAUGGGUGCCGCUAAUUUGGGUACAAUGUUUGCUCCAACUGUUCUACGUCAAAGGCCUAAAUUCCAAGUUGCUAAUAUGAUGGAGUUCAUGGACAAUAAAGGACAAACAAAAGUUGUUGAACUACUUAUCGAUCGUGUUUUCCAUGUAUUUGGCUCACCCGAACAAUAUGAUCCCAUAAAAUUGAUCAUAUCUCAUAUAACGUCGGAUUCUGAAAAAGCCGUAAUUGCUGAUUAUAAUCGAAUGCAAACAGCGCGUGGUAGUAUAUCAUUAGCUGGGUGCGAACGCUCUAAGUCAACGUCUGGUACAGUUUCAGAUGAAUUAUCUGAAUUGGGAGGAAGUUUGAUAAAUAAAACUGAAUUAAAAACUACCACUAGUGCCUCUAUUCCUACGACAACCUCUAUUACUGGGACAUCCAGUGGUAAUAUUCCUUCGAAUAUUAACAAUAAGGGAAACGCAUCUACACAACCAUCAUCUGGCUUACUGAGGUCAGCCACUAUAUCUGUGUCAAGUCAUACUCGAGCAGCAGGAACUCUUCUUUCUGGAGCACUACCAUUAUAUACACCAUUUCGAUCAAAUCAGCCAUCUCCUAAAGAAACUGAAGAAAGUAGUAAUACUGUUAACACAAAUGUCACAACUACUUCAGUACAUACUGAAGAUAAAGUUAUCACUUCACGAAUAGACACCACACAUGGAAAACAGAAUCCUUCAGCAUCUGAAAAGUUAAUCAAUAUUAGAAGUAGUGUUCGACUACAAGAUUUGGCGAAAACAACUGGUGAUCCAAGUAGUAACGUUACGUCGCAUACUUCUAGUGUUGUGACUAGUGGUACUAGUGGUGGGAGUGAAUCGUCUUCUAUUGUACGCGGUAUUAAAAGGCUAUAUUCUACAGGCAAUCAACACUGCACAUCAUCAACAAUAUCCAUGACGUCGAAUGCAUCUUCAAAGCUAUUUUCUUCCUCUGAUAAACAGCACCCUUCAACUUUAAAGUCAACUGCAUCGAAUAGUUCUUCUUCAACCGCGGAUUCACACACAAACACCACUUUAUCAAGUUUGGUGAUAGGCCGCCGUAAACCUCUUGGAAGACUGCUGACUGUACACCAGUCUACAGAGGCUUCGUCUGAUACUGCACCCACUUCAAAUCCAUUAGAUUUAGACCAAUACAGCUUUAUUGACAAUGACCUAUCCGAUUCUCCAAACGGUUAA